Acanthosepion pharaonis is the source of this 2445-nucleotide messenger RNA. The record is from the annotation of a GenBank genome assembly. NCBI's taxonomy places the organism in Eukaryota, Metazoa, Mollusca, Cephalopoda, Sepiida, Sepiidae.
AUGUGUCUUUCUGAAAAUCAAAUUCUCCCAGAAUAUUACAAAGACUAUUUUACACUAUGUCAUAUUUUAGUAUGCAAGGCAGUUUCCUCAUGUUAUAAACAUCUAUCUAUCUAUCUAUCUAUCUAUCUAUCUAUCUAUCUAUCUAUAACCUUGAAGCUAGUUAAUAAGGCAUAUCUAUCUAUCUAUCUAUCUAUCUAUCUAUCUAUCUAUCUAUCACAUUCUGUUUAUAUCUAUCUCAUCUCUAUCAUCUAUCUAUCUAUCUAUCUAUCUAUCUAUCUAUCUAUCUAUCUCAUCUAUCUGUUCAGAUAUAAUGCAAUCACCCUGUAUUGCAUCUAUCUAUCUAUCUAUCUAUCUAUCUAUCUAUCUAUCUGCUCAUAUCUAUCUAUAUAUCUAUCUAUGUCAGUGAAUUCACAUCUAUCUAUCUAUCUAUCUAUCUAUCUAUCUAUCUAUCUAUCAUUCUAUCUAUCUAUCUAUCUAUCUAUCUAUCUAUCUAUCUAUCUAUAUAUCUAUCUAUCUAUCUCUCUCUCUCUCUCUCUAUCUAUCUAUCUAUCUGUAUAUGUCUUGAGAGAUGUUUGCCAGAAACAAGCUAUCUAUCUAUCUAUCUAUCUAUCUAUCUAUAUAUCUAGAUGCAGGCCAUUGAGAAAAGUCGCGAUAUUCCAUGAGUCUUCCGAAUGUAUUCUAUUUCCGUACAAACAAAGAAAAACCGAACCUCCAAUUGUCGUGAAUCUAUCUAUCUAUCUAUCUAUCUAUCUAUCUCUCUAUCUAUCUAUCUAUCUAUCUAUCUAUCUAUCUAAUUCGGUUUGCUUAAAGCGAGUUAACGAGAUCUUCACUAUUGUUUUUAUUUCGGCUAUUAUAAUUGUUCUCUACGUCUGUCUAAGUAGGCCAGAACCUCAAAAUCUCAAUGUGUUAUCUAUCUAUCUAUCCAUCUAUCUAUCUAUCUAUCUAUUUAGUAAUAUCUAUCUAUCUAUCUAUCUAUCUAUCUAUCUAUCUAUCUAUCUAUUUAGUAAUCUCUACCUAUCUAUCUAUCUAUUAGUACAUCUCUCUUACCAAUCUAAUUCUUGUCCUCUUUCUUUUUUUCUCUCUCUCUUUCUCUCUCUCUCUCUCUCUCACUCUCACUCACUCACCUUUUCACAAAUCCGCAUAUUUCUAAAACGAUCCGUCCAACGUAAGCACCAUUCAGAGCGAAUUCCUCACCCAAAUCCAUCCGAGUUCCGAGUUGGGGUGGCUGCAGCCGCACUGACAUGCUUCCGUUUCUUCAAAUAUUUACUUUGGCCGCCAUUCUUACUUAUGUUACUUGGCUUGUUGGUUAAUGGAUUGCUUUGCUUUCUGCUUUAUGCGACCCGGCAUCUCUUUUUGCUCAUUAUCAUUUCAUUAUCUAUCUAUCUAUCUAUCUAUCUAUCUAUCUAUUUAAGAUUUUUUCAAAUAUUUUUUAUUUUUUAUUUUUCUUCGCUCCGUUUAUUCUCUCUCUCUCUCUUUAUUUCUCUCUCUUUCUCUCUCUCACUAAUCAGAGUAAAAAUGUCAGCCCGAGAACCGGCAAUAAUUAUCUAUCUAUCUAUCUAUCUAUCUAUCUAUCUAUCUAUCUAUCUCAGUGUGUUCCUAUCUAUCUAUCUAUCUAUCUAUCUAUCUAUCUAUCUAUCUCUAUUUCAGUUUUUUCUUCUCUCCCUCCCUCUCUCUCUAAUCAGAGCAAAAACGCAGACGAGAACCGGCAAUAAAUAUCUAUGUAUGUAUGUCAGCGUGUUCCUAUCUAUCUAUCUAUCUAUCUAUCUAUCUAUCUAUCUAUCUAUCUAUCCCAUUUUGUUCAUAUCUAUCUAUCUAUCUAUCUAUCUAUCUAUUUCAGAUUUUUUUCAAAUAUUUUUAUUCUUUCUUUUCUUUUCUGUCCGCUUAUCCCUUUCUCUCUCUAAUCAGAGCAAAAAUGUCAGCCCGAGUACCGGCAAUAUCUAUCUAUCUAUCUAUCUAUCUAUCUAUCUAUCUAUCAAGCAAAAACGUCAAUCUAUCUAUCUAUCUAUCUAUCUAUCUAUCUAUCUAUCUUUCAGUUUUUUUUGCAAGAAGAAGAAGAAGAAGAAGAAUAGCUUCUCUCAAGAAAAUAAAAUAGAAGAAUCAGAGCAAAAAUGUCAAUCUAUCUAUCUAUCUAUCUAUCUAUCUAUCUAUCAGUUUUUUCUUUUCUCUCUCUCUCUCUCUAAUCAGAGCAAAAACGUCAAUCUAUCUAUCUAUCUAUCUAUCUAUCUAUCUAUCUAUCUUUCAGUUUUUUUCUUUUCUCUCACUCUCUCUAAUCAGAGCAAAAAUGUCAAUCUAUCUAUCUAUCUAUCUAUCUAUCUAUCUAUCUAUCUAUCUAUCUAUCAGUUUUUUCUUUUCUCUCUCUCUCUCUCUAAUCAGAGCAAAAACGUCAAUCUAUCUAUCUAUCUAUCUAUCUAUCUUUCAGUUUUUCUUUUCUCUCAAGAAGACUAA